AUGUUUGAUGAUAUCCCGCAGCUUAGUAUUGCAGUUAGUCCUCCAGAUGCAGAUGUGAUCUCAAGCAUUUAUUGUGCUCUGGAAGCAAUUCAUGCAGCUUUGGCUAUCAUGGCUCAUAAUGGCAUGCCUAAGAUGCUUUAUAAAGAAGAGAAUAUUGAAAGAAUUCUGGAGUUCUCAAGGCAUCAAAUCAUGGAUGUUAUGUUCACAUGUGAUCCAGUUUAUCGUGCUUUGCAUAAACCAAACAAUGAUGGGGCUCCUGAAGAUGGGGAAGAUGAAGAACUUGGUGAUCUUGGUUCAGCAAGCAAGAAAAGACGCACUUCAAUUGGUGCAAAAGUCAGGAAAUCAAGAACAAGCAGGAUGUCUUCUGUCGCGAAUGUUGUACUUCAGAAGCUGUGCACAAUUCUCAGUUUUCUCAAGGACUUGCUAUCGAUAGAGCGCUUAUCAGAUAGUUGCAUUCUUCAACUUUUGAGAGUUAGUUUACAGACAUUACUGGUUGACAAUAUCCAGGUUUUGCAGCUGAAGGCAAUCGGUUUAAUUGGUGGGAUAUACCACACUUACACUCAACAUCGAGCUUAUGUGAUGGAUGAAACUCUUCAAGUCCUUUUGAAGUUACCAUUCUCGAAGCGUGUACCAAGGGCUUAUCAUCUUCCCGAUGAAGAACAGAGGCAGAUUCAGUUAAUCACUGCUCUAUUGAUUCAAGUGGUCCACUACAGUGCAAAUCUUCCCGAAGUUCUUAGGGGAGCAUUGAGAAAUUCUUCACUAGAAAUCUCAAUUGAUGCUGAAUUCCCUACAAAAUGCCAUGAAGCAGUCACUGAGUCUUGCUGUCUCUUCUGGAGUCGAGUACUUCAGCGAUAUACUGGCACCAAAACCCAGGAUGCAUCUGAGCUGAAGAUAAUGAUGGAGAAUAUUGUAAUGGACUUGCUGACAACCUUGAACUUACCUGAGUAUCCUGCUUCGGGUCCUAUUUUAGAGGUUCUUUGUGUCUUGCUCCUGCAGAAUGCUGGGCCCAAAUCGAAGGAUACUGCUGCUCGUACAAUGGCCAUUGACCUUCUCGGCACAAUUGCUGCAAGGUUGAAACAUGAUGCUGUCCUUUACAGGAAGGAAAAAUUUUGGAUUGUACCGGAGUUUAUAAGCGUUGACAGUGUCGAUCCCGACCAUCCAGGCGAUGCUUGUUCUGUUUGUAUGGACACAAGGAUUGAAAAAUCAUUGUUUGUAUGCGAAGGUUGUGAAAAACCUUUUCAUGUUGAUUGUAUAGGAGGAAGAGAGCAAGAAGUUCCUUCUCGCAAUUCCUAUUGUCAGAUCUGUAUCUGUGAGAAGCAACUUCUCGUCUUAAAAACGUACGGUGAGAAUCAAGGCCAGGAUGGCCAGAAAAGCAAUCGAAAUCAUUCUGGAAAUUCUUCUCGUGCAGCAGAUACAAUUACGAAACAGGAGAUUAUGCAACAGAUGCUUCUGAAUUAUUUGCAGGAUGCAGGGUCCACCGGUGAUCUGCACCUCUUUAUCCGAUGGUUUUAUCUUUGUCUAUGGUACAAAGAUGACCCUGGUUCUCAACAGAAGUUCUACUACUACCUUGCAAGGUUGAAGUCUAAAGAAAUUAUACACGACUCUUGUUCACGCUUAUCCUUUCUGACUAGGGAUUCAGUGAAAAAAAUUACUUUGGCGUUGGGACAAAAUAGUUCCUUUGCUCGAGGAUUUGACAAGAUUCUUCAAAUGCUCCUGGCAAGUCUGAGGGAGAACUCACCAGUGAUUCGUGCCAAGGCAUUGCGUGCGGUUAGUAUCAUUGUUGAAGCAGAUCCCGAGGUUUUAUGCGAUAAGAUUGUACAGACAGCUGUUGAAGGGAGAUUUUGUGACUCUGCUAUAUCCGUUAGAGAAGCCGCACUUGAACUUGUUGGUCGUCAUAUUGCUUCACAUCCUGAUGUUGGUCUAAAGUAUUUUGAGAAGGUGGCAGAAAGAAUAAAGGACACUGGAAUAAGUGUUCGGAAACGAGCUAUCAAAAUUAUCAGGGACAUGUGUACCUCUAGUUCUGAUUUUUCAGAAUUUACCACUGCUUGUGUCGAGAUAAUUUCCCGCAUCAAUGAUGAAGAAGCCAGCGUACAGGACCUUGUUUGCAAGACAUUUUAUGAGUUUUGGUUUGAGGAGCAUUCUAGCUCGCAGAGCCAUCUUUAUAAAGAUGGUAGUUGUGUCCCAUUGGAAGUUACUAAAAAGACAGAGCAGGUUGUUGACAUGUUGCGAAGGCUGUCCAGUCACCAACCUCUUGUGACUGUCAUUAAACGCAUCUUAACCCUUGAUUUCUUCCCGCAAUCUGCUAAAGCUGUUGGGGUCAACCCUGUGUUGCUUGCUUCAGUACGCCAUCGCUGCGAGUUAAUGUGCAAAUGUUUGUUGGAAAAAAUAUUGCAGGUUUCCGAAAUGAGCAGCGAGGAAGGAGAAGGGCACAUGAUUCCCUAUGUUCUGCUCUUGCAUGCCUUUUGUCUUGUGGAUCCUACACUAUGUGCACCAGCUUCUGAUCCUUCCCAGUUUGUGGUCACCCUACAACCAUAUCUGAAGAGUCAGUCGGACAAUCAAGUAUCUGCACGGCUGCUGGAGAGUAUUAUAUUCAUAAUUGAUUCUGUCUUGCCCUUGAUGCGGAAAUUUCCUCAAAGUGUUGCUGUAGAGCUUGAACAAGAUUUAAAGCAAAUGAUUGUCAGGCAUUCUUUUUUGACAAUUGUCCAUGCUUGCAUCAAGUGCUUGUGUUCAGUGAGCAAAGUAGCUGGAAAAGGUGCUGGUAUUGUUGAAUAUCUUAUUCAGUUAUUCUACAAACGUCUAGAUGCUCUUGGGUUCGAUAACAAGCAGGUUGGUAGUUCCGUAAUGAAAUUUUAUGAUCUCUUAAAUGUUAGCUUCUCAAUGUUUGGCUAAUUACACCUGUCGAGAUCGAGAGAGAGAGACAAACUAAUCUUC
Molecule: messenger RNA, 2931 nt
Organism: Olea europaea var. sylvestris
Lineage: Eukaryota; Viridiplantae; Streptophyta; Magnoliopsida; Lamiales; Oleaceae
Product: sister chromatid cohesion protein SCC2
Exons: 16
Coding region: 1-2889 (962 amino acids)
Biological process (GO): establishment of protein localization to chromatin; regulation of gene expression; establishment of mitotic sister chromatid cohesion
Cellular component (GO): Scc2-Scc4 cohesin loading complex
Molecular function (GO): chromatin binding
Source: RefSeq, a predicted model, not a curated record